AUGACAGAGCACUCAAUCAAAGCGGAAGACGACACUGGCGCGGAUCCAUCAAGUAGCAUGAUUAAUAGCAGCAGCUGCAAUAUCCCAUCGCCUAUGCUGGGCAGUGGUCGAAAACGCAAGCAGGAUUUACAAUACCCAGGGAAUGGAUCAUUUACAACAAGCGAUUCGUGGCCUACAACAACAACAACAACAACGUCAGUCGAUGGUAAUAAUCCAACAACGUCGUUUGAAUAUCCACCUAUUUCUUCAUGGAGUAGCAGCAGCAGCAACACGCAGCAAUACAAGCAUUCGUCACUAUUACACGAUGAUCAUCCUCAUGAUACACCACUCAUAGUUGAUGAGCACCAUCAUCAAGGAUCACCUCUUUCUUUCGAGUUCCUUCCUUCCAGCAAUGAUUUUCGUACCAGUAACAGCGAUCAACAUGCUUCCUUGUUUGAGUUGCCAGCACUGCAGCAUGAUCCAGGAGACGUCAACAAUACGUCGUCAUCAGGUGGUCCAUCUUCUCUACGCCAUCAGCCAUUGCGAUUGACCGACUUGGCCACUCUUAAUGAACGCAAUCAGCAGCACUUGAUUCAGUCUUGGGUCGGUGGAGGUGACAAUCAGAGUAAUAGUAGUGGUGAAGGAGGACGAGCAGGUGGUGUUUUAGAAGGUGCAUCAUCAGUGACCCAGCGUCAUUCACCUGGCAAUACAACACCUUCUUUGUUCUCGCCAAGUUUCCUUGAAUCCCUUCAACAAGAUGACGAUCGAUCCCCGCAUCCACAACAACAUGAGUUUAUGCAACAACAAGAUCAUCCACAUCAUCCACAUUCAGCAGGAUUCGCAUUGCAUCAUCAUCACCACCAGCAGCAGCAGCAACAAGAUUGGUCACAACAUGAUCACACAUUUCCAGAGUUUGCUACUCCCAACUUUUCAGUCGACACAAUGAUGCCCGAUCGAGCACGGACCAACAGCCAUAAUGAUUCGCUUCAUUUCUUUGCCAGCUCAAGUACCAGCACUACAUCAACGCCACCACCACCUCUUUCACCUACACGUUCUCUCUCUUCACCAUCACCAAUGUAUGGUCGUCUUUCCAAUCUAUCCCUGAGGUCACGUCCCAAUAGUGCCAAUAGCAACACUCAACAAUUGCCACCACCUACCAUUCCCGAAGAGGAUGAUUAUUCACGCACUGUAUCAUCAGCCUAUGACAUCUCGAGGCAAUUCAAAGGCACUGGUGGCAGUGGUGGUCUUGUAACAGCAUCAGCACGCAUGUUACACAACAAUGCCAAUGCGGCUCGAUUGAGACCCAUCAUCAAUAGUUACUUGCAGUCCCCUGAUCCUGCCGCCGCUGGUGAAAAGAUGGUCAUCAUCAUGACGAGCAAGGUUGCUCAAAAGAGCUAUGGAACAGAAAAGAGAUUUCUAUGUCCUCCUCCUACAGCGAUUCUCGUUGGCACAUCGUGGUGGAACAAAGGAUACAAUGAACAUGAUCGUUUGGAGCAUUCGCCACCAUCGUUAACAGUGUGUAUUUCGGGUGAAGCUACAAGUCAAACCGGUCAAGUGGAAUGGUAUUCGACUACAGGGAAAACAUUGGGUCAAACAGGGCAGCAACAUCAUCAUCCUAAAACAAAUACAUCGCCCACCACCACAUCACCUCCCAAUUCACGUUCUGAUCCCGCUACAGCAGCAGCAGCAGCAGCAAAUCGUUUCCGUAGCAACAGCAUGACAGCAACAACGAGCGGAGUUGAUUGGCAACAUAAUCAUGAUAUGGAACCAGUGGCUGCAGGACGUUGUGUCGCCAAGAAUCUCUACAUUAAUGAUGCGGACGAGAAACGAAAGCGAGUUGAAUGUCUUGUACGGAUCCAAACUGGUGGAAAUGUAUUGGGGACAUUGGCCAGCAAGGGGAUUAAGGUCAUUAGCAAACCUAGCAAGAAACGUCAAAGCGUCAAGAAUAUGGAACUAUGCAUUCACCAUGGAACCACGGUGUCCCUCUUUAACCGUAUACGCUCGCAGACCGUGUCAACAAAGUACCUUGGUGUACAAUGUGGUAAUGCAGCAUUCACAGUACCUGGAUACAAUGAAACGGGUGGCAACGGUGGUGGUGACAAGGAAGGCACGUGUUUUGUGGCGCGCACAACGAGUUGGGAUCCCUUUGUGAUUUGGAUUGUGGAUACGACUCGAGCACCUGGUGAAAUACAGCAACAAGAAAAUGAAUCACCCGAAGCUUACAUUGGCGGUGGUGCUUCAUCCAUCACGCAUAACAGCAACAUUGCCUAUCCGCCACCCCCUGCUAUUGCCAUGCGAAACACAGGCGAUCAGCCAUUGGCCAUUCAUUACAACCAGCACAUUGUAUUACAAUGCCUUACGACGGGUCUUGUAAGUCCUGUCAUGAUCAUCCGAAAAGUGGACAAAGCAUCAACCGUGUUGGGUGGAGCACGUUGUGGUCCUGAUGGUAUGGGUCAUGCCGCCGGUGGUGCUGCUGCAGGUGGCGGUGAAUAUGGUGAUGAAGCAUUGGGUGAUCCUGUAUCUCAGUUACACAAGGUUGCUUUACAAAUUGUACAAGAUCCUUCACAAGCAGUAGUAUCUCAUCAGCAUCAACAAGCCGCUCUGAAUAGUAUGGGGGAUCCAACUUCGCCCAAUGGAUGGAUGAUGCCACGAUCAACGCACCCUAUUACGUACCUUGCUUGUUUAAAUGACAUGGUUGGCAUGCACAAGACCAUUGAUUCACGCAAACCCGUUUCCAUACCAACGACGCAACAACCCAAUUCAUUUAUGGCAGCAACAGCAGCAGCUAUGGGUGCCACUGAUACAUCCUCCCCCUCAUCAUCAUCACCUUAUUAUCAUCCAUGGCAUGAUAUUACAUCACAAGAAGAAGGCAAGGUGGUUCGAAAACGACGCGUGUCAACAGAUCAUGCAUUCUUUAACGAUCCACUCAGCAACAACAACAAUGGCAAUGAUGAAAUGAGCAUGUUUCGACGUCGAGUCAAUAGUCUCGGCGACGAUUCAUUUUUCCGAGCACGACAUCAACAAGAGCCGAGACGUGGACGUCGUAUGUCAGUGGCCAGUGUUGGAAGUACAGGAUCAUCUUCAUCCACAAGUAAUAACAGCAUGAGUUUGGGUGCCUUUUGGUGCGAAGAUGUGUCGGAUGCUGCUGUAUGGACCAUUGUAGGCACGGAUUGUGCUACUUACAAGUUUUGGUCACCUCAUGCUGCUUCAACAGAGUCAUCAACAAUGGCAUCAGAAAAUACACCAUCACCAUCACCACCUCCACCACCACAGCCACCUUCAUCCAGCACUCAUAUCCCGUUUCCAUCACUCAACGAUUAUACGGUCAAUGGCGACGACAAGAAACAAGAUAACAACAACAACAGCAACAACUUGACAAUGACCCUUCAUGGAGAAAACUUUACACGCGAUAUGCAAGUAUGGUUUGCGGAUGUCAAGGCUCCUCAUCUCGAAUACAGAGGCCGUGAAUUGUGCUUGUGUCACCUCCCACCAAGACAUGAAUUAGUGACCUCUUUGCAUUUGGAUCAUGGUCCUGAAGGUGGUUUCCAAUUACCCAUCUUGCUGGUCCGAGGGGAUGGUGCCAUCGUCUACAAGACUAAUCACUAUUAUCGUUUCGGUUGA
Lichtheimia ornata is the source of this 3600-nucleotide messenger RNA. RefSeq lists its product as uncharacterized. NCBI's taxonomy places the organism in Eukaryota, Fungi, Mucoromycota, Mucoromycetes, Mucorales, Lichtheimiaceae. Gene Ontology annotation, biological process: regulation of transcription by RNA polymerase II. The record is from RefSeq and is a predicted model, not a curated record. Gene Ontology annotation, cellular component: nucleus. Bases 1 to 3600 code for a protein of 1199 amino acids. Gene Ontology annotation, molecular function: DNA-binding transcription activator activity, RNA polymerase II-specific; RNA polymerase II cis-regulatory region sequence-specific DNA binding. The transcript has 5 exons.